Molecule: messenger RNA, 3691 nt
Organism: Gasterosteus aculeatus aculeatus (three-spined stickleback)
Lineage: Eukaryota; Metazoa; Chordata; Actinopteri; Perciformes; Gasterosteidae
Gene: irak3
Product: interleukin-1 receptor-associated kinase 3
Biological process (GO): protein phosphorylation; signal transduction
Cellular component (GO): plasma membrane
Molecular function (GO): protein binding; protein kinase activity; ATP binding
Source: RefSeq, a predicted model, not a curated record
GCCAUCCGCGCGUCCUUAUAUUCCGCCAAUGACGGCUUGUAUAAGCGGUCAUAUUUGCGCAUUUCUUCCGACAAAACUUCAAUCUGAUAUAUUAUCUCGUAAACAGCCUUCGUUUUAAUAAUGGCGGUCGCUUUCGACGCAAGCCUAUAAAAAUGGGUCGACGCACGCAAUCACGCAAGGAGGUGUGAAAGGGCACGCAAGGAACGCGCAAGGGGGUCUUGCGUCUGCGUUUCCUUGCGUCGCUCCGAAAACGCAGAAGCAUAAACUAGGCUUGACUGUUCUCCCGUACCCGUGAGUCGGGACUCCCAUGUCCGCCUCCCGAGCUGCUAGCUGUCUUAAUGUCGCUAGGCUGCAUCCUUGUAGCCUCCGGCCUCCACCAGCCUUCGCAAUGGACCUGGUAGACAACCGAGCGGUCUCUGAAAUAGGACGGCUCUGGCCUUACGAGGGGACUUCCUGCCCGCGUCAUCAGCUUUACCUCCACUGGUCCCGUUGCCUCGCACCCUGCUGCGCUUGACAGUAAAAGCAUUGAAAGGGAAGAAAAUUACGAAGUACAGAUAAAGAAGCUGACAGAACCCAAGACGUUUUGGUUAUAUUCAAAUUAAUAUUAAAUCUUUAAGCUAAGAGUAAGAAUGCAAUCUCAAGGCAGAGGAGAUUCCAUCAAUAUUUAUCACAACAGCAAACACAUUUAUUAACAAGGACGUUUUAUUAUUUUCUCCAUAAAACAAAACUAAAUGUAAAGUUAGUUUAUAAUCACACGACAAAACAAAAGGAGCAAGGCAAGUUCAGUUCCGUGGAACAAAGUAGUGGGGUAAAGUAUGAGCUUUCCUGUUGACUCACUGAACAUUGACUCCACCACCAUUGCGCAGCGGUCGGGGGAAUUUCCGCAUUUGACACAGUGAAUUACUACCGCUACGCUCUCUCACGGCUCAGUGGAUCUACGCUCUGCGCUGCAGAUGGACCCGAACACGUUCCUCUACGAUGUCCCGCCGGUUGUCAUCGAGAGACUGUGCCAAAUCCUGGACAGUGGGGUUGACAGGUUAGGGUGGCGCGCACUAGCUGUCCGAGUAGUUCCCAGCUCGUUAGAGGUCCGAAUGUUGGAACGCGUGGAGGCAGCUGGUCGGAGUCCCACUUCGGAGCUUCUUUGGUCCUGGGCUCAGGAGAAUCCAAGGCUGCUGGACCUUGUUAAGCUGCUGCAGGAGAUGGGCCAUCAGAGGGCCCUGCAGCUCCUCCAGGGUCCAGAGUUGCCAGUGCCAACCAGCAGUCCACACGCCGACUACAGAGGACACAUGGACGCGGAUGAAGAGAAGGGAUCCUUCCAACGAGAAGAGAGUCCUGCAAGUCAGGCAUCAUGCCAUGUGACCUCCGCUGAAGAAAAUAAGCCACCCGUAAUUACCUUCCAAGACAUCAUAGAUGGAACGAGAAAUUUUCACCUUGAAAUGAGAAUUUCAGAGGGACACUUCUGUGAUGUCUACAGAGCACAGAUAGGAAGUGAAAAGGUGGCGGUGAAGCUUUUUAAACAGACAAACAUGGCAUCAUGGAAGAAGCUGUGGGACGUCUUCAGGAAAGAAAUGGAAAUUCAUCAUAUGUACCAACAUCCAAACAUCUUGGACUUGUUGUGCUGUUUUACUGAUGCGGGCCGCUACUGUCUGGUCUAUCCUUACCUCGCCGAUGGGUCGCUCUUCCACCGACUCCAUCAUCAGGAUAGAGAGCCUCUGUCCUGGCAGCAGCGCCUUACCAUCAUCAAGGGAACUGCGAAGGCCUUGCAUCACCUCCACACAGCACAGCCCUGCCCGGUCAUUUGUGGCAGCAUCUCCAGUGCUAACAUACUCCUGGGCAGCAACCUGCAGCCCAAGCUGUCCAGCUUUGGGAUUGCUCGUCUUCGUCCUCAUUCAGCCAAUCAGAACAGCACUGUCACUCUGGACACAAGGUCCCACAGCAACCUGGGAUACCUCUCUGAGGAGUACAUCCGAGACGGCAAGCUGUCCUUUAGCCUGGAUGUUUACGGCUUCGGAAUGGUAAUAAUGGAAACGGUAACAGGACGCAAGGUCACAGGGGAGGUAUCGAAAAAAACACCUCUGAGAGAUCUGCUUGUAACUGAGGUGGAGGACAGUGGCGGCGUGGACUCUUGUCUGCAGUUUUUAGAUGAGACGGCCGGCUGUUGGCCCACCGCCGUGGCCCUCGACCUUUUGCGUCUGGCCUUGGAUUGCACGGCCAGCCGCCACCGUAGCAGACCAAGCAUGCAGAAGGUUCUUCUUGCAUUGAGCAAGCUGCUUCCUCCUCCUAGCUGCCUCAUCGCCGACCAACCCCACAGCUUAGACGACCCUUGUGAUUCCAAGCCGAGCCCCCCACUUUCCAUUCCUGUGGAGCACGACGAGCAGCUCAGCCCCCACGCUUCUCCAACACGGGCGCGGCUCGGUGAAUGCAGCCAGUCGGAGUUGACGUAUCUGAGCGACGCCGGGGGGGCUGUUGACCUGUACAGCAGCUGGCCCGUGCAGUGCAGCUGCCCCGCUGAGAGCGGCGGUCUGGCCUGCGAGGACUGCAGAGCCAACGGCUUCACCAGCGACAGCACAGACGGCCCUCAGACUGAAUCCCUUGGGAUGGAAAAUGCAGCCAAGGAGAGACUGAGGAACAAACUGAGUCUUUACGACAAAGGGCUGAUUCACACACAGGAACUGUUCUCUGAAAUAAACCUACAGUAGGGAACAGACUUCCUGCUAACAGUGUGGGUUUCAUAAAACCAAGGUGAUCAGAGGGCAUAUCAAUCAUUUUGAGUUUAGACAAAUAUUUUAUAGAAGAAAGGUUACAUUUUCUUAAUCUCUGUGUAAGAUAUCUGUCAUUUUGCUUCUUAAAUGGGUUGUCAGCGUAAAGUAAAACGCGACGUCGUCAGAGGUGAAGUUGCCUGUUUGUGGGGAAAAGGUGUGAUAACUGAAUUUGAUGGUAAGCGUUCGGCUUCAGUCCGCUAACAUUCUCACAUGCUCAGCAAUAUGCCUCCCUAACACUCCUGUCUGACACUGUCAGGCUGCAGAAUACUUUUCAUAUUUGCAACUCAAGUUAUCACAUAUAGACUACAACUUAUCUUAGAUAUUAUAUUUAUUAUUUUAUUAUAUUUUUUUUAAAGAAAAAGAAUAUUAUAUCUAUUCUACUAACUCAUUGCAUUAGCAUUUCAUUUAUUUUAUUACUUGUGCACUGCUGUCUUGUUGUCUAUUGUUACACUGUCUACUGUCACGCACCAACUGCCAAGACAAAUUCCUUGAAUGUUUGACAUAUUUUGGCAAUAAAUGUUUCCUGAUUCCUGAUUCCUGAUAGUGCCAUAUUCAAUCCCAAGUGGUGUCAAAAUGAAAAAAUAUAUACCUUUAUUCCUAUGUUAGCUUUAGUCACGGUAAUGUAUGGUCACUGAAUGUAAUAAUUCAUUCAGUAUAAAAUGAUGCACCUUUAAACACCCUUUAAAAGACUGUGGUCGACUAAAAGGUAAGUAGAAAAAAGUGGUGGCGUAUAGAGUGCUGCCAGAUGUUUGUUUUUUCUGGCGAAUCCUAAAAGCACCGCACCUGUACAAAAUGUCAAUAGGAUUUCUCAUUGGAUUGUGCAUUAUUCCAGAAAAUAAGAUCAGUAACCAGCACAGGUUUAUGAUGCCAAACAGUCAUGUUCAAUAACAUAUUUUUCACAAAUAAAACCACUUUUAUGAUAUGGGAAA